ACUGUGCAAGAUACCCACGGAGUCACGGUCACAGUUCCACGCUCUUUCUCAACCAGACCAGACGCCACGUAUCCCUAUCUAGUCAAGCCUGGAUCCGUGAACUUUCUUUCCCAUUCCCCAGAGUGCAUGAAGCUGUAUUAGAACCAGCUCCUGGGUUUUAUAACUACCACUUCACAUCAUCUCGCCGCGAAAGAGAAGCCGUGGCUUUAAUCUCUCCAAAAGCUGGACCCCACAUUGUCCGUUUUGACGCUGUACCAUUCACAGACCGGACAGCUUUGGAUUUACGCGGAUCACUCAGUCAGGAUACAACCACAUCAGGACAACGAUCCUUUGAGAUAUUGAUAUUAGCCAACAAAUCUGGAAGCAGUGAUCUUCCAUGUAAUCCCCCCUGAAGCUUACAAGAAGCCAACCGGGUGCUUCGGGACUUAUACACCAUCCUUUCAUACUUAACAAACACGUCUUAUCGGAGCCCAACCUCCCUCUUAUCUUGACUAAUCAUCUGUUGAUUCUACCAGUGUCUUCUGUUUGCGCGGACCAAGUUUGCACUACUACCUCAAGAGGAUCUACUUGAGCUCAACCAAAGUGGAAUAACGGGAAGCCUAUUUGUUUUCGUGGACUUCAAUUGAAAUAUAUACCCUGAAGACAGACAGAGUAGCUACUUCACGAGAAAGAGACGGUUUACACAACUUGAACCUGGAGCAAGUACCAAGGAUAUACUUAAGGACUUAUUAACUGGAAGACAGCAAGGGAUGUCUUGAUAACAGCAUCUGCUCAACACACUGACAACUCGACAUUACCAGUACAAGAACAGUUUUUCUUGAGACUAAUAGACAGAACAAGUGAAGACAACAAAAUGGGUCUGACAUCUAAAAUCCUCUUGGUUUUGGCCUUCAUUGGGUCCGUCUCAAGUUUGUUUGCCCAACCAGCCGCGCAAGCCGCGCAGCAAGCUGGCCAACAAGACUACUAUGACAGACGACGUACGUCCAGGUUAGGAAGCUUAGCAAGCACCGCAUCACCUACAGAAGAGGACCCACAGGAACAGUGUGUGCAGUGCUGUCAAGGACCGGGAGGCACCAUGGGAAUGCCAGGGCCUAACGGGCCCUCAGGAUCGGCAGGUGCUCCAGGGAUCCCUGGUGUACCCGGGAACCACGGCAUCAACGGUCACGAUGGGAAUCCUGGUUUACAGGGAGCCAAGGGAGACAGUGGUCCUCAGGGUCUUCCAGGUCUCAAAGGUGCUUCAGGUACCAACGGACGGCCAGGAAUCCCUGGACUCACGGGUAGGGUUGGUCCACGUGGACCUCCUGGAUCUGGGAACGGAGAGCCAACAGUCACCAGGAGUGCCUUCUCCGCUGCCCGCACCACGACGCUGACAGCCCCUCCCGCAUCCGACAUCAUCAUCACCUUUGAGCAUGUCUUCACCAACUUUGGAAACCACUUUGACGCCUACUCUGGAAUCUACAUGGCACCUGUCCCAGGCGCGUACUACUUCAUUUUCAAUAUCCACAUGGCAUCCACGCACAAGAAUCCCUACGUGAAGCUCAUGCUGAACGGCAAGAUGCAGGUUGCAGUUCACGAUUACGACAACAGGGACGCUUUUGAUUCGACGACAAACAGUGUGAUUCUUGAGCUGCAGACGUCGGACCGGGUGUGGUUACAACUCGAUGCGGAUAAUGAAGUAAGCAGCAAUAGCAACAGAUACACAACGUUUUCAGGGUACAUGAUAUUCAAGUUAUAAAACUAAAAGACAUGACAAUAGGAACAUGUGAUGACAGAGAGGCUACUGCAGAAAAGUGGUGAUUGGUAUUUAAUGACACUGUAUUGGUACUUUGCACUUUCAAAGGUGAAAUGAACAGUGGAAUGCCAUAUAAUUUGCCAAAAGUUGCCUCUUAGAGUGACGAGGAAAAUGAUUGGAGUAGCAUUUGAUCGCCAGGAGGUAAUUUCACCUCACAUAUCAUGAGAUAUUCAAUGUUGAUGUCACUAUACAUGUUUUUUUUCAGCAUGUGUUCGCCUGAGUAUCAAUCGUUCAUACGUGUACCUGUCUCGCCUACUGUUAUACAGGUUAAGUUAAUUAAAGUGAAAACAAGUUUCAAGAAAUGUGUUUAUCCUUGAAUGUUCAUUAGUUGCCAUGGCAAUAUUUAGUCACAUAUAAUAAUAAUACCAUAUUCCUAAUAAGGUAAGUUGGGACUACAUGUACUUCACAAGAGAAAAAUAUGAGGAUGAGAAUCUUCCAAAUUCAAAACAAAAUUUGAAAAAAGAAAACAAAUACUUGAAUAUGUUUCAAAUAACACAUACAUGUAGCCCCACUACAAUAACUGGUAAACACUUUAACCUACACUGCACCUUACAGUGUGAACUACUCAAUUAUGUUCAAAUUUCUGUCCACUAAACUCCAACACCACAAAUUCAUUCUCCAUACCUAUACCUUCCUAUUUUGUGGUUUUAAAAUGUUUGAAUUACAAAGAACUGUCAUAACAUGAUAUCACUUUUAUAGAAAUUUCCCCCUUUGUCGUCGGUGCUAUAUUUUGGUAAAGCGAACCCCACAUACCAAAAGGUGGUUUUCACUGCUGAACUUUGUUGGCUUAGCCAGCAGAAGCACUACAAAAGCUUCCACUACUAACUCUUGAAGUUACAUGUACUACAACAACACCCUUUUCUUUUUCUUUUUGGGGUGAAUGUGAAGGAGUCCAAAGAA
Messenger RNA from Strongylocentrotus purpuratus (purple sea urchin), 2692 nucleotides. RefSeq names its product collagen alpha-2(VIII) chain. NCBI's taxonomy places the organism in Eukaryota, Metazoa, Echinodermata, Echinoidea, Camarodonta, Strongylocentrotidae. The coding region runs from base 854 to 1735 and encodes 293 amino acids. The transcript has 2 exons. The record is from RefSeq and is a predicted model, not a curated record. Gene Ontology annotation, molecular function: protein binding.